Messenger RNA from Ipomoea triloba (trilobed morning glory), 913 nucleotides. RefSeq lists its product as uncharacterized. The transcript is spliced from 3 exons. Bases 269 to 913 code for a protein of 214 amino acids. The record is from RefSeq and is a predicted model, not a curated record. Lineage: Eukaryota; Viridiplantae; Streptophyta; Magnoliopsida; Solanales; Convolvulaceae.
UUGGAGCAUUGAUUCUAUCUUCAAUUUCUUCCGACAAUCAUGGGAAUUGAAAUUUUAUUAAAUUCAUCAACCGAAUAACUAGGGCUCUUUGUCGCUGCUAUCGAACUGCGGGUCGAUGUUAGGAGUAGAGUAGAAAUAUUUAUGGGAAAUUAAACCACUGUUGCCAUUGUGCGUCACUGUCAAAGGACCGGACGGAGCAGAUAUAAGCUGACAAAUCCUGGGAUUCGGAAAGAUCAUCUUCAGUUCUGUGUAGUAGGGAAAAUUGGAAAUGGAUAAGGUUCUCACAGUGGGCGAGAAUGUCGACAGGUUCAUACCGCCGGCGCCGGCGGACAAGAUGAUGAUGAGCCGUAGCCCCUCCGAGUAUGCCUUCCAGCGAUUCCUCCAGGAAGCCACCGCCUCCGUUGAUCACACUUUGUCUUCUUCACCUCCUGCUUCUUGUUCUUCUACUUCUGCUGCUGCUGCUGCCUCUGGUCGGCAGCGGUUGCCGCAGAACGACGUCGUCGAGGUUUCGGAUCGGAAUCUCGGAGCUGAUCGGGAUGUGAAAUUCGGUCACGAGAGCUCCGGGGCGGAGUCGGCGGCGGAAACCGCGAAGACGACGUCGUUUGGUGCGGGACCUGCCGCUAAUGUUCCCAUUGGUUCAGAGGACUAUCAGACAUUCCUCAAAAGUCGUCUCUAUUUAGCCUGCGCCGCCGUAGCUUUCUCGCGUGUAAUUCUUAUUGUUGAAUCUGUCAACGAAUCCAAUAUAUGGCUCACUGAACUGUUUAAGGGUGCCAUAGGGAGAGCGGUUGGUAAAGCUAUAACCUGCGCCAACCUUAGCAUUGUCAAAUGGGUGCUUGGAAAGCUUGUAACAAUCUUGGAUCAUUGGAUUGUUACUCUAGCAAAUAAGAGAAAUAGGGUUAAGAGAAAUUCAUAG